Molecule: messenger RNA, 2277 nt
Organism: Laccaria bicolor S238N-H82
Lineage: Eukaryota; Fungi; Basidiomycota; Agaricomycetes; Agaricales; Hydnangiaceae
Exons: 7
Coding region: 1-2277 (758 amino acids)
Source: RefSeq, a predicted model, not a curated record
AUGGGGGCUUGGCGUAAAGAUUCGCACGCGAAGGUCUUACCUGACCCCCUUUAUAUUGGAAUGACUGGUUGUGACUGUGUGGUGAUCGACCCUUGUCGCUAUCCUGUCACAUUCUCUUUCUGGCGACCGGGGUUUGCAUGGCCACUGCCUCCAUGCGUCCGUUUGCCCUUUGCCACUAUCCUUCGCUCGAAACGCUUCAAUACCGCUGCAUUUCAAGACAUCUCUAACGAAUUCGAGGACGUGAAAAGGGCGACAGACAUGGGCUCUCCUCCGAGGCUUUCCCACGCCAGUGCGCUAGGAAAGAGCACCCAGAAUCCAGUCAAAAUUACUGAAUCUGAGGUACAAGUAGACCAGAAUCCGGCUGAACGCCCACGCACAAAAUCGCGGCUUGUGCGACUCCUCACGAGCAAGUUUGCAUCUCGUUCAUCUUCGUCUAAAUCUCCACCCGCUCAACGCCCAUUCAAUCGGGUUCCGGUCGUGACGAGUGCUCAUGCUAAACGACAACGCGAUGCAGCCCUCCGCGAACGAGGGUUGCUGCCUCCGCUAAAGUCCAGCAAGGAUCUCAGUCAACAGGAGAGGGAACAAGACAAACGCAUCCCCAUAGUUCUUUUGGAGCGAAUGGAGCCUGGACCGCAGUCUGAUGAUCCUGACGUAGUCAUGUCGGCGGCCGAUCUCGUCAAACAAGAAUGGGAAGCAAAGAAUCAGGACGUGGAGUCAUCACAACGAGAGCGGUUACAGAACUUCAGGUUUGGUGUAACCCCAUCGUCAUCCUUCGUUGAGGCAACAGCUCCAACAUCAGCUACCGUCACACCUGUGGCCGAAGCCCCCAAUGCGGCCGGAAUUCCGGAAGAGUCAGAGGACUCCCAACCCUCCCAAGCUGCCUACCCUGAAGUCUCCAGCAGUGUGGCCGACGUUUCGAGAGACUCAGAGAGCUCGCAGCCCUCUCAAGCCACCGUCUCUGUAUCCUCUAAUGCGGCCGAUGUAUCGAGAGAAUCGGAGAGCUCUCAGCCCUCCGGAACUCCCGUCCUUGAAUCCCUCAAUGCAGUAGACGUAUCGAAAGACUCAGAUAAUUCUCAGCUUUCCCGAACCACUGUCGCUGAAUCUCCCACUGCGACAGACGUAUCGAAAGAAGCAGAGAGCGACCUCUCCUCCCAAAUUUCCUUAUUUGAAUCUAUGUCAUUGUCUCUGAAAGCUUUGGCACUGAUUACACCUAUUCCAGAGGUACCAUCGGAAAUAGGAGAAUAUGUAUACCCGUCGCUGCCUCCUUCUCCUGCACCUUCAGAUGACUCUUUGAAGUCACAUCUCUCUCCUACUUCCGCGCUUCUAUCGUCAUCAGUUUCUGUAGAGUCAACUGCCAGCCCGAGUGGCGCAUCUACUCUAAGACCAAUUCAUACACCAGCGACGACAGCUUCGCCAACUCCGCGGACGCCAGCUCUUUCUCUCACGCCGCCGGCGAUAUUAACAACGCAUUCAGACUCGUUGCCCAAUGAGACACCAAGUUGUCACGUCCGGAUUGAUUCUUUCCCAUUGGAAGAGUCCGUUUCUUCGCUUAUGACUCCAUCGCUAGAUGGCACUUCGCAUACGACGAAUUCUACGACGUCGGAGUCUAUGGGAAGCAUGGAGAAUGGAAAAUUUGGCAAUCUGCAAGUGAAGACGGUUGACCAGGGUCAUAAUAUUCCGGUCAUCAUUGAGAGCCCAGUUGAAGAGACCUUUUCCAAUGGGUUUGUUGCGGAAACGAUAAUGGAAGAAAAGGCGGAAGAAGAGGUGCCCGUCUCUUCACCACGGACACAGCGAAGAGGCUUGACCGACCCCACGGACGUCAAGCCAGACCGUCGAAAGUCUCUGAACCCUUUCAAGCGCACUGCGGUAGAAAUUGACAAUUCUGACAAGGCGUCGGUGUCAAAACGGUCAGUUUCGUCAUCGCUUUCCAGCAUGCGUCGGUCGGUCGUCGGCACUUUAACGAGAAAGGCAAACCUCGAAAUUAAUGUCAACGGCUUGAAGGGGUACAACACGUCCCACCUUCCUCCCUCGCCGACAGUGGACCGCUCCCGGUCACCGGUGCCAACCAGUCCACGUUCACCAGUGCCGGUCAGUCCACGUUCGCCGAGCUUCCUCAAUCGCUCUCGGUCUCCACCAUUGACCAGUCCAACUUCGCCAACGAUCCAGCGCCGGGCUGUGGCGCCCAUCAUGUACAAUCGUGGCAACAUCUUGCUGGAGACUUGUAACAUCGAGGACGAAGAAUCAAGGCGAAUGACUGAGCUUGCGUUCUUGGGAUAG